AUUGUAUGCCUUAUUUGUUUUCUUUGAUGUAACUGCUUCACAUGAUGCUACUUCACCCUCAGAAAAGUUGCCUGGUAUCAGAUGCCUCAUUAUUUCCAAUCUUCCAUUCAAAUACAUGGAUUCUGACUCAUUUUUCUCAGCUAAAUCCAUAAGACUGGUCAAUGGAAUACACAGCUGUGAGGGACGUGUUGAAAUCUUACGCAAUGGAUUGUGGGGCACCAUCUGUGAUGAUUCCUGGGACUUAAUGGAUGCAAAGGUUGUGUGCAGACAGCUCGAUUGUGGCAGCGCCGUCACAGCAAACGGAAACGCUUUCUUUGGUCAAGGCUCAGGAAACAUAACUCUGGAUGAUGUAAAUUGUACCGGGAAUGAGGAUAGAUUGGAGGAAUGUUCUCAUGGAGGAUGGUAUCGUCAUAACUGCAACCACGGAGAAGAUGCUGGUGUCAAGUGCUCAGGUAUGUUCCAUAGUCUGAAAUAUAAUGGCAUAACAGGAAAGAAAGUGCAAUAUGUUUACAUACUUUCCUCCUGUGAGGGACGUGUUGAAGUCUUACGCAAUGGAUUGUGGGGGACCGUCUGUGAUGAUUCCUGGGACUUAAUGGACGCAAAGGUCGUGUGCAGACAGCUCGAUUGUGGCAGCGCCGCCACAGCACACGGAAGCGCUUUCUUUGGUCAAGGCUCAGGAAACAUAACUCUGGAUGAUGUAAAUUGUAGCGGGAAAGAGGAUAGAUUGGAGGAAUGUUCUCAUGGAGGAUGGUAUCGUCAUAACUGCAACCACGGAGAAGAUGCUGGUGUCAAGUGCUCAGCGGCUUUCACAACUCCAUUGCCAAGAGUUGAACUCACAACUCAUCCUGAAGAAACAAGUGGUUUGAUGGAAACAACAUUUGGUUAUUCUACACCUGCUCUUCCAGUGAUAGAGACAACCCCUGAACCGAUACCGACUACACCAACUACUGCUCCUAAAGCUACCAUUCCUAUAGAUUAUAAUACCAUAGUAUAUGUCAAGUUGACCAUAGUGUGCACUCUGAUUCUUGAUCCAGAUUUAUGGAAUUUCUUGAUUGCAUGUAAACUUGUGAAGACGAAGAAUAAUGACACAAUAAUUUAUUACAAUGUAAUCAAGACAAUCAACCCCGAUUAUAUUAUUACAAGAAAGAAAAACUUUCAAUUUCAUGUUUUGUGUGAAAUGAAGCAGAACACUAUUGUGGAGACGAUGUUUAUUGCUCACAAUGCGAUUGACCUGACUCAAAGGAAAAUUGGCCAUUACAAUGUUUCUCUGGCAUUCUAUUCCUCACCAUCAUUCAGCCGUAGAAUUGUGGGAUCACCAUACUACGUUUCACUCAACCAGAAUUUAUAUCUCCAAGCUACUCUGCACAGUUCUGAUCCAAAUCUUAUACUCUUCCUAGACACAUGUGUCGCGUCUCCAGAUAGUAAUGAUUUUAGAACCUUGACCUAUGACUUAAUCCGAAGCGGAUGCGCACGAGACUCUACUUAUAGAAGCCUGUCCUCACCAAGAAACAAUAUAGUUCGUUUCCAAUUCAACUCCUUUAAGUUCCUUAAUGAGUACAAUUCAGUUUACCUACAAUGUAAAUUAGUAGUGUGUAGACUAGAUGAUCAUUCAUCUCGAUGCUACCAGGGAUGUUUAAUGAGAAAGAAGAGAGGCGUGGACGAAACUCAGGAGAAGAUUAAUGUUGUUGUGGGACCACUCAAACUUCUGAAAGAUGAGAAUCAAAUCCAAAAAUAGGGAUUCCCUCCCCUCCCUCAUUUGACUAUGUUUUCUAGUUAAAAUGAUGAAAGCUAGAUAGAUGCCUAAAAUAAUAAUCAUACCCAUGUUACUCCGUAGAUAAAAUGGUUCAAAUCCAUAGAAAAAUACUAUCUUUUAUACAAGCAACUAAAAUCAAAUGAAAUAAUAAAACAACAUGUUAAGAUCUUCAGAGCGCUUCAUCAGGCAAUAUUAGGGGAUGAGGGAAAGGAAGAUUAGUCUAAACAGCAUUUUAUGUAGUCAAGAUCUUUAUAUUUAUGGCUUUUUCCUAGGUGGUUAUGCAAUUUGCUGACAUCAACACAUCAUGAUAUAAACAGGCUGUUUAAUUUUGUUAAGCACUUUAUACAAAAAUGCCAAAGCCCACUUGAGAUUUGUGUUCCUCAUGAUGGUUGUUAGCCUUAUGAAAAUAUCUGAGAGUUCUUAUUACAACCAUUAGUGCUAUCCAAAUAAUUUUACUAUUUGACACUAGAAAACAGCUAACUUUUAAAAUGUUCUCUACAUGUUUGUCAUUCUUAUUUUAUUAAAAUCUGAUAUAAAAGAUAUACCAAUUCUAACAGUCAACCUACAAAGAAAAAUAUGCACCUGUAUUUUCAUAUAGGAAGGAUGUAUUUAAUAUAUAAAUCGUAUAAAUAUAUCAUGUUAGUGUAGCAUCUUUUCUUGCUCUGAAAAGCAAAAUUACUUCAAUUAUUUCUGAAAAUAAUUGCAGAUUAUCCUUUUUUCUCCCACCCAAUAGCACUUUAUGAGGCAGCUUCUGUUGUCUGAGAAGUUAAAUGAUAUAUUAAGACUUGGUCAGACUUUUAAUAAAUUGAAUAAUUUGCUGAAGACUAAAGGGGUCAAUAUAAGCCUACAUGGAACUGCUAAACUAAUGAGAAAAGGAUAAUUUUAAAAUAACCCCUAAAGAUGGACGAGCUACAAAAUCGAAAAGUUUUAGUAUUCUAUGCUAUAUAUAAGAAUAGAAGAAUUUUGUCACCACAUUAAUCUCAAAUUAUAGGAAAUUGUAUUUUGCUUCCAAUGCAUUGCAA
Molecule: messenger RNA, 2775 nt
Organism: Protobothrops mucrosquamatus (brown spotted pit viper)
Lineage: Eukaryota; Metazoa; Chordata; Lepidosauria; Squamata; Viperidae
Product: deleted in malignant brain tumors 1 protein-like
Exons: 11
Cellular component (GO): membrane
Source: RefSeq, a predicted model, not a curated record